UUUUGAAUUUUCAAAUUGUCAUCGUUCAUUUAGUUUUGUGAUCAUCGUAGAAGGUAACAUGUGUUCUUACGAUAAAUCGUUAAUACUAUUCGAGAUUUUACGUUCACGAAGAUAUACGAUUUACAUUUACGAGGUCCUAAGUGUCCUCUCUUGAGAUUUCCCGCGCGAUGUACGACGACAACGUACGUAUUAUCGUUGGACCGAUAAAGUGUUGUCAGAUCGCGUGUUCUCUUAUUGGGAUCGUGCGACGAUUGGUGAAGUCUAUUCGUGACACAAUGUUGGAAUUCUUUACACCUGUCCAAGGUUCUUUGAAUCGUCAGCCGGAACCGGGACAACCCGUACCUGCUGGACCAUCUCUACCAUUUCGUUCGACCGGAGACAACAAUAACGCAGACCGUAAAUCUAACGAUUUUACAGAAUCGUCGGUUUCCGUGAAGACGGAAUCCGGACUACUGGAAACGAUCUGUGCCGGAUGCGGGCGUACGAUCACGGAUAAGUACGUGAUGAGAGUAAUGGAAAGAAACUAUCACGAGGAGUGCCUCUCGUGUGCGGCAUGUGCCGCACCGUUGUCGCAAUCCUGUUUCAUACGUGACCUCAAGUUUUAUUGUCGAUCCGAUUACGAGAGGAUCUUUAGCGUUAAGUGUGCCCGAUGUAUGGAGAAGAUCAGCUGCAGCGAGAUGGUCAUGAGAGUUGCUGGUUUGAUCUUCCACAUGGAAUGUUUUGCCUGCUGCAUGUGCGGCCAACCAUUGCAAAGGGGCGCUCAUUAUAUUUUGCGUCAGGGACAACCUAUCUGCCUUCAGGACUUGGAACACGAGCUUUACAUGAAAAGUCCUCAAGAUGACGAUUUAUUGGACGAAAAUCGACCACGAGAUGGUAGAAGGGGACCUAAACGGCCACGAACCAUCCUCACAUCGGCUCAAAGGCGACAGUUCAAAGCGUCCUUUGAAGUCUCGCCAAAGCCUUGCAGGAAGGUACGAGAGGCUCUGGCAAAGGACACGGGUCUCAGCGUUCGCGUCGUACAGGUCUGGUUUCAAAAUCAAAGGGCGAAAAUGAAGAAGCUACAGAGGAAAGCGAAAACAGAACCUGGAUCUGACAAAGAGCCUAAGGAAGAACGAAGGACGGAAAGUCCUCAUAGCGAUCACAGUCAUUACUUGAACGCCAUAAAUAUGCGUGACGGUGAAUCAUCGAAUUUUCCUUCGGCAACACAACCGCUUAACCCUAAUCAUCCCUUCUCACCAGACGAUAAUUAUCCAGCCAAUUCUGGUGACAGUUUCUGCAGUACGGAUGAAUCGCUUGACGGUGUCGUUGGUUUUGAAAUUGGCGAAAAUGAAAGUGGCGGUGCUGAUGGAAGUCAUCAGGGUGGUUCUCAUUCCCAUCAUGGUUCUUCCUCACACGAAGCACCCUCGUUAUCUCAGGGUUUACAUGCGGCUAUUCACAAUCCUAUCGAUAAACUGUUUAUGAUGCAGAGUAGUUAUUUCAGUGGUGAUCACGCGUAAUCAUAAGUUUUAUUUCCGUGUUGUAUAUUAUUUCUUUCCUAUUUCUAUCUCUCUCUCUUUCUCUCUUUCUAACUCUCUCUCUCUCUGUCACUGUCACAUUUUUUCCUCGUCUAACGAAAAGAAGCAAAAAUAUGUUGUUGGCUUGUUCUAACGAAAGAAACGAAAAAUGACAUUAACAAAAUAAUAUUAAUAAAAAAAGGAGGCUACAAAGUUUUAUCAUCGAUGCUCGUAUUAUAUACAGCGUAUCCUUGUAACUGACUGUACAAAUUAACAAAAUGAAUGAUUUUACAAGACAAUUUAAUUCUAACGAAAAAUCAAACAUGCAAAAAAACAUUACUCGUUCAUACAAUGUUACUUUGUUUUUGUGAUAAUUAAAUUUGAAAAUUUAACAAGCGUUCAUUUGAUUCAUUUUUUGUGCU
Polistes dominula (European paper wasp) is the source of this 1915-nucleotide messenger RNA. It is a transcript of the gene Lmx1a, whose product is annotated as LIM homeobox transcription factor 1 alpha. Gene Ontology annotation, biological process: regulation of transcription by RNA polymerase II; neuron differentiation. Gene Ontology annotation, molecular function: RNA polymerase II transcription regulatory region sequence-specific DNA binding; DNA-binding transcription factor activity, RNA polymerase II-specific. NCBI's taxonomy places the organism in Eukaryota, Metazoa, Arthropoda, Insecta, Hymenoptera, Vespidae. Gene Ontology annotation, cellular component: nucleus. The record is from RefSeq and is a predicted model, not a curated record.